Messenger RNA from Closterium sp. Yama58-4, 927 nucleotides. Lineage: Eukaryota; Viridiplantae; Streptophyta; Zygnematophyceae; Desmidiales; Closteriaceae. The record is from the annotation of a GenBank genome assembly.
AUGUCGGCGGUGGAAGAAGAUGAAACGUCGGCCUUUUGGCAGCGACUCGGGAAACAGGUCGCAGCCUUGCCUGGCAUCAAAGCCAUCCUCGUUAUAAGCGCGCACUGGGAGGCGGACGGGGCAGCAAUACGAGUGAACAGUACCACAAAGCCGGCCACUAUUCACGACUUUUACGGAUUUCCCCGGGAGCUUUACGAACUACAGUACCCGGUCAAGGGAUCACCGGAGCUGGCACAGCGAGUAGUGGAGCUCCUCUCAGCCAAUCGUAUCGAAGCUGAGCUGGACCCAUCCCACGACCUGGACCACGGCGCGUGGGUCCCGCUGCGCUGGAUGCUGCCACGUGGCACCCUCCCAGUGGUCCAGAUGUCGCUGUACGGCGGCAGCAGCCGGCAAGUGGGAAACGCUAUAACGAGUAUGCAGCGCCACGUGGAGCUGGGUCGGGCUUUAAGGCCCCUCAGGAGGGAGGGGGUGCUGGUGCUGGCGAGUGGCGGUGCGGUGCAUAACUUGAGAGAAGUCGGAUCCUACUUUGGGACUAAGAAGGUGGCAUCCUACGUGGCGCCCUUUGAUUCGCUGUUGGACGAGGCAAUCACCAAGGCCAAGUCAGAUCAAGACAUGAUCACCCGCCUACUGGCACUCUCCUCUCACCCACUCCUGCCCAAGGCCCACCCCACCAUCGAGCAUCUGUUGCCUCUCUACGUCGCUGCUGGUGCUGCCACCGGUGCUGCCACUGGUGCUUCUAACGUCGAUUACACUCCACACUCCACCACUGAAGCAGCCUCUAACGAGGGUGGAAACGCCUCAGGAGGAGUCAGAUCUCAGCCGUCCAUUGCCCCUCAGAAGCUCUUCCAGAUGCACAUCUGGACGCUCAGCAACGCGGCCUUCAGCUUCGGGAAUAUGCCUCGGGAGAAGCAAGCAGCAUUGACAUAG